Molecule: messenger RNA, 2100 nt
Organism: Mycosarcoma maydis (corn smut)
Lineage: Eukaryota; Fungi; Basidiomycota; Ustilaginomycetes; Ustilaginales
Exons: 2
Coding region: 1-2100 (699 amino acids)
Biological process (GO): transmembrane transport
Cellular component (GO): membrane
Molecular function (GO): transmembrane transporter activity
Source: RefSeq, a predicted model, not a curated record
AUGUGCGGCCACAGCAGCUGGGCCGAGCAGCCUUCAAGUAGCCCCAGCGGUCACGCCUUGAACGCGGAUGGCCAUAACCCACCCCCCUUCACCUCGCGUACGUCUUCAGCGAACUCACACGCCAAAGUGCGACCGGCCUCUCUGCCACAGCACCUGAGCACACAAUCAUUGGGACGAUCAGCACGUUUGUCUCCUCGAAACAGCAUCGACUCCGUUUCUCGGCGCCCACCGCUCGUCGACCGUGUCACAUCAUCUCGCUCGCUGUUUCUCCCCUCGAUCAACUACUCCUUGUCGCAUCAGACAGACGAGACGGAUGAUUGGCGGGCUACCGCAAUAGGAGUAACGCCUCUGGAUCGUACCAUGGACCGCAUCGGCAUGGGUCGAUACCAGUGGUCAGUGCUCAUCCUCUCUGGCUUCGGUUGGGCGGCAGACAACAUGUGGAUCCAGGCCAUUGCCAUCAUCCUCCCACACAUACAGCGGUAUUUCACUCUUUCCGAUGGCAUCGUGGGCUUGGCGAGCUCUUCAAUCUUUGUGGGCAUGUUUGUCGGCUCGAUAGCUUGGGGAACCAUCUCGGACUCGUACGGGAGAAGAGCGGCUUUCAACAUCACCCUCGCGGUCACGGCGAUCUUUGGUUCGUUAUCAGCUAUGGCUUCGAGCUUUCCGCUGCUAUGCUUGCUGCUGUUUGCAGUGGGCACAGGAGUGGGAGGUAGCAUGCCGACGGAUUCUUCCAAUUUGGUCGAGAACCUACCGGUGAGAAAGCAUAGCUAUGUCACGGCGUUGUCCGUGUUCUUCUCAGCCGGAUCGGUCGCGGCUUCGCUCAUUGGAUUGUCCGUUUUGUCAGCAAGCAAUCCUGAUGGCUGGAGGUGGCUCUUGGGUGCUUUGGCAUUCGUCACUGUGCUUUUUGUUUCGGCAAGGGUGGUGUUCUUUAGGUUGCUAGAAUCGCCCAAGUAUCUCGUACAUUCCGGUCGACCGCAAGAGGCGAGGGACAUUUUGCAGAGGAUACAGCGUUUUAAUGGUGGAGCUAUCAUUUCGCUCCGCAUACAGGAUGUAGAGGAUCAUAGUGGGUCUAGCGUGCGGCACGGAGGUGAAGACUUGGAGAGUAGUCAACACUCUUUGCAGCAACGACCUUCUCAGAACAAUGCAUCUCAGAGACACGGAGAGGACGAUGCAGGUCGAACUCCUUCGGAUGGUUCGCGGAACAGCUAUACAGUGGAUGAAGACGACGUGCAGACUGCUUCAGGUCAGGAUGCAUCUUCCCUACCGCUGCUUGGAGGCCAAGCUGAUGCAGCCAACGCACACGAAUCUCGGAAGAGCGACUCACAAGACAGCAGCAUGCGCAUACAGAAUGGCAGCGCCCCCUCGCAUCCGCACACCGACACAGCAGACCUACCGGCCUGGCUGUCGUGGCUGCCCAGGAGCUGGCAUCCGAGUGCCGCUGACUUGGCCUCACGAUACAGCGAGAUGUUUUCCCCCGAGUGGAAACGCACCACGCUGCUCAUCUGGAUCAUCUGGGGUGGCAUGUCGUAUGGAUUUACCACAUUUAACGUGCUCCUUCCAAAAUUACUAGAGCAACGCCACGACUUGCGCUCUGCACAGAGCGGAGCUGAGCCGGACGAUGCAUCCAUCCGACAUGCCCUUGUCGACAUCCUCGUCUACUCGCUCUCGUCGUUACCGGGCAGCUUGAUUUCGGCCUACAUGGUUGAAACGCGCCUGGGGCGCAUCGGCACCAUGGUCAGCUCGACGGCUGUCAUGUCCGCUUCCAUCCUCAUUUUUUCGCUCACUUACUGGCGGUCAAGCUUGACCGUGGUUUCCAUAUCAAGCUCUAUCUCGUACGCUGCUAUUUAUGGAUACACACCCGAAGUCAUGGCGCCUACUAUCCGAGCUACCGCGUGUGGCACGGCUUCGGCCAUCAGUCGAGUCACAGGCAUCAUUGCCCCCAUCUUGGCUGGUUGGGCUUUCUCACUCUCGCCUCCUGCCCCGCUCUUCCUCGCAACCACGGUGCUGCUUUGCGUGACCUUGGCUAUGGCAAUGCUGCCGAUCGAGACUCGCAGUCGUGCCGCUGAUACGUCUCAAGCUGAAAAUGGCGCUAGCGCUCACUGA